Molecule: messenger RNA, 381 nt
Organism: Histoplasma mississippiense
Lineage: Eukaryota; Fungi; Ascomycota; Eurotiomycetes; Onygenales; Ajellomycetaceae
Product: 60S ribosomal protein L42
Exons: 4
Coding region: 1-381 (126 amino acids)
Biological process (GO): translation
Cellular component (GO): ribosome; cytosolic large ribosomal subunit
Molecular function (GO): structural constituent of ribosome
Source: RefSeq, a predicted model, not a curated record
AUGUCCCCCGCAAUAUCAUCGUUUUCACUCCGUGGAGCAGAGUCGGCAAAAUCGUCGCAAAACGUCAACGUUCCCAAAACCCGCCGGACAUACUGCAAGUCCAAGGAAUGCAGGAAGCACACCCAACAUAAGGUCACCCAGUACAAAGCUGGAAAGGCCUCGCUAUUUGCACAGGGAAAGCGUCGUUACGACCGUAAGCAAAGCGGUUACGGUGGUCAAACGAAGCCCGUGUUCAGGAAGAAGGCCAAGACCACAAAGAAGGUUGUUCUGCGGUUGGAGUGCACAGUCUGCAAGACCAAGGCCCAGCUGGCCCUGAAACGAUGCAAGCAUUUCGAGUUGGGUGGUGACAAGAAGACAAAGGGGGCGGCUCUUGUUUUCUAA